Messenger RNA from Arabidopsis thaliana (thale cress), 467 nucleotides. RefSeq lists its product as uncharacterized. The transcript has 2 exons. NCBI's taxonomy places the organism in Eukaryota, Viridiplantae, Streptophyta, Magnoliopsida, Brassicales, Brassicaceae. The record is from RefSeq and is marked reviewed. The coding region runs from base 39 to 377 and encodes 112 amino acids.
AAUCUAAGCUGCAAAAAUAAGAGACCUCCGAAGAAAAAAUGUUGAGAAAUUAUGUGAACCCAAAAUCAAUCUCCAAGCCUAAUAUAACAACAUCAUGUAUUUACUCUUUUUAUCUCAAGAGAGGAAGUGCGAGUGGAGGGAGGGAAGAAGGAAGAGCUUCUUCGACGGCGGAGGAGUUCACAAGACAAGGUGUUGCUAGCCAAACAGUUGAGAAGGCUUUUGACGGAGCUGCGGUGGCGGUAAACGUCUCCGGUGAUUCUGAGGCGGAUGUGGAGAAGGUGAAAGAGGCGUUUUUAGAUAAGAAAGACUAUAAUUAUAAGAAGAGACCUGAGGAUGAUGAUGAUGGUUUGCCUAUCAACACGGCUAAAGGAAUAUAACGUAUGUGCAUUUGUUAGAUAUCACUUGUAAAGUAGUAGUAUGUAAUAAUAUGCAUCAUGUAUCAUGUAUGUAAUAUUAUAGGCUUCAUG